Molecule: messenger RNA, 1441 nt
Organism: Saccostrea cuccullata (small rock oyster)
Lineage: Eukaryota; Metazoa; Mollusca; Bivalvia; Ostreida; Ostreidae
Exons: 2
Coding region: 945-1394 (149 amino acids)
Source: RefSeq, a predicted model, not a curated record
UCAUAAGGUGAUUCGAUCUCAUCGGUGGAGAAAUCAUCCAUCCAUUCAUUCUUCUUUUAUUAUCAUUCAUUAUGUGAAUUCAUCAUUUCAACACUGUUUUUUGUGUUUCUGAGUUUUACGCAGAGGCCUAACUUCUUCGGAGGAUGUACCGUUAUGUUCCGUGCACUUAAUCUACAUAUUUGUGACGUCACAGACACAUGAACCUAGGUUACUUUCGUUUUCGCUGGAUAUCCGAGGAUUUUCGCCGCUGGAACCCGUUUUCUGGACGACGCUGGACCAGUGACUGUUUUCCAAGGAUUCUGUGAUCUUAUUUAACUCUUAAUCUUUAUAUUUUCAUUGUGUUUGUUUAAAUUGCAUACAUGUGAUAUUGUUUAUUUUCAUGUGCAUGGUGUGAAAGUUGCAUGACUGCCACGAGUGUGUAAAAUUUCUUAAAGUUUAAAGUAAAAGUUAAACAGUUAAAGUAAGUAAUUAAUAGCAAUACAGUUAUUGACAUUCAUAACAUCCCCGCAUGUCUCUUAACAAGAUGCACUACUAACAACAAGUACGUAAUCACGAUUGUGUUUUGAAAGAUAGAGGAAAUUCGAGUUAGCAGGUGCGAGGUGAGAAAUAGAGUAUAGCUGUUGUCAGGAGAACCUGGUAGUAAAAUUAGGUUUCAUAUUCAUUUCAGCUCAUAUCAUCAUCAAAUCAUAUCAUACAAACCUGUCAUCAAAUAUUAACCAGUUUAAUUGAAUUUUUGUGUUUUGCAGGUGCUACUUGUUACAGUGUACCUUUUGACAGCUGAUUUAUCUGAUUACUUUAACAUGAUCUUUACUUAAUAAUUUGUUGCAGGUAUUCAAAUUCUUGCAGGAAAAGAAGAAGUGAAAGCAUUGUUUAUUUUCAUAUAUAUUCAUUAUUUAGUUUAUUUGUAUUUAAUUGUAAAUUUUCCUUUGUUCAUCUAGGUAUAUAUGAGCAACAGCAAAUUAUUGAAGUAUUUAGAAAGACUAAUUAUAUCUAAAUCUGUAGUUAGUAGACCAAUAUUAAUUAGUCACAGUAAGGGUUACUACUUAAACAAACAUUUAGAUUUGUUGAAAAUUAGUAGAGUAUUUGUGCAGUUUGAAUGUAGACCAGGAGCUCGUUUCGCAGAUUUCUAUCCGUGGCUGAAAAGAAACUUAGCGGGUCUUGUACAGCAAUACGGCCAGAUUACGCUCUAUAUUUGGCUUGGAACCUGUGAUAUAACCCAAAAGUCAGGAAAAUAUAUUGAUUUAAGGGAAAUUAGGAAAGUGCAAGAGGAGAUAACAUCACAAAGGAGUACUGGGACAACAAAGCAAGAAAGACAGGCAUUUCAACAGGCAGAGAGAGAGCAGAGACUACUACAUCAUCAACAGACCUACAGAAAGAAAUACAGACAAUGGUAAGGACAAUGGAAAGGUUAGAACGGAUAAUUGACAGUAAUGCAAAAAGU